Messenger RNA from Triticum aestivum (bread wheat), 2863 nucleotides. RefSeq names its product protein tesmin/TSO1-like CXC 5. Gene Ontology annotation, biological process: regulation of DNA-templated transcription. The record is from RefSeq and is a predicted model, not a curated record. Gene Ontology annotation, cellular component: nucleus. Bases 294 to 2063 code for a protein of 589 amino acids. The transcript has 9 exons. NCBI's taxonomy places the organism in Eukaryota, Viridiplantae, Streptophyta, Magnoliopsida, Poales, Poaceae.
CUCGGCCGUCAAGCGUCAGCAGCUACAAAUACCUUCUCCCAUCUCCGUCUGUUCUCCGGCCCCUGGAAAACGGGGCGAAACCUGGCGAAAUCGAAAGCACAGCUCCCUCGCCCACCUGCUCCCCCCUCCCCCACCCGGCCUCGCCGCCCGUCACCGGCGGGCUCCCCCUCGCCGGAUCUUCUCGUCGGCGCGGAUCGACCUCGCGCGCGUCCGAGAUGAGGUGACGUCGGACUCGGAGAUGAGAGUGGAAAACCCCAGCAAGGCCCCCAGGUGGAUCUGAAAACUGGUACAAAAUGGACAACCCAUUGAACCUUCCUCCUGGUUCAGUGCAGCCAAACUUCUGCUCGGCCUUCUACGCCCGCAAGUCAGGAAGUGCCGCAACAGCGGCAUCGCUCUCCCAGGCGCUGCCACUGUGGCCUCCGGUGCCAUGGCCUACACUAAUGGUUAGAAAGCACCACAUGCCAUUUCCUACUCAACCCGCAGCUAAGAAGCUGCAGGUGCGGCGGCUUUCACCUGUGCUGUCGCAAGAUUUACCAUUGCGGGAGGCAUUGCAAGUUGCAGAGCUGCCACCACCAAGGGUACAACUGCGCCCAUUGCAACAGGCACCCCCAGUUCUGAAACAAUCGUUGCCCAAGACGGAGGUGCCGGUGGUGCUGCCAAUGCGUGCAACCUCUGUAGACGUGAGAUGGAAUGCUCGAUAUCCAUGGAGUGAAACAUCAUGUGAAUCCACAGACAGGACAUCAAGGAGGACACAAUGCAAGUGCAAGAACUCGAAAUGUCUGAAGAAGUAUUGUGAGUGUUUUGCAUCAGGUAGAUACUGCAAUGAUUGCAACUGCAAAAACUGUUAUAAUAAUGUUGGUCAUGAGGCUGCAAGACAGGUUGCUAUAGAUGCUGCAAUGGAAAGGAAUCCUAUGGCCUUUAUGCCCAAAAUUGGGAACAUCCCUCCACAUGCAGCCCAGAACCGCGAGUUUAAAGUAGCAGAAGGCCCUCUUGUGGGUAAGCACAUGAAGGGGUGCCACUGCAAGAGAUCCGAGUGCCUGAAGAAAUACUGUGAGUGCUUUCGAUCUAAUAUCCUCUGUUCAGAGAACUGCAAAUGUAUGGAUUGCAAGAACUAUGAGAGCAAUGAAGAUAGGAAAGCAAUACGCCGUAUCACCCGGCACCAGCAGCACCUUGUCUAUGCACAUCAUAUGCAGAAUCCUGCUACAAUGGGUAUUACUGGACCAUAUGCGGCUCUUUCUCCUGCAGCAGAAAAGCUCUCCAAUCUCUCAGUGGCUUCUUCAGGCAGAGAUCAGCUCAUCAACAACAAUGAUUCUUCACAAGUGACUUCGUCUUUGCUCACUCCUGUUCCUAUAGAAGGCACUAAAAGUGCCGUCAAAGUAGAACCGCAUGGAGUUACUUACAGGCCACUUUUAGCUGAUGUUAUCCAGAUAGAGAAUGUCAAUGAGCUCUGUAAAGUAUUGCUUCUAGUAUCAAGGCAAGCUGCUGGAGCAUCCGUAGGUGUUAAGGAGAACACUAACAGAAGAAAAUUAGAUCAAGCAGAUAGUUGCCUUUCUUCCAUAAACCAUGACAUGGAAGCAGUCGAGAAACAGCGCGAUGAACAAGUUUGCUCAACAGAAAACAGUUUAACCGCAGUUCCUGUUUCUGAAGUAAGGGCAGGAGCAGCAAGGUCCGACCCUUCUGAUACAUGCAAGUAUGACAGAAGACCGGUGUCCCCUGAAACCCAGAAACUGAUGUGUAACGAGCAAGAUCGGCUUUUCCUGACACCAAGCGUUGCAGCUGUAAUUCCCUCGGCCACCAAACAGAGAUUGCCAGACACUUACAAAGAGCAAGAGAAGCGCAUUCUGAAAACCUUGCAUGACUACCUUGGUGAGCUUGUGAACUGCGGAAGGCUUCAUGAAGAGAAGCUCUCUUCGAUGCCAUCGAAGUUCUUCCACGAGCAAACUUCCGUUGGCAGCAGUUGCGGUUCGUCGUCCGUAUCGAGGGUCGCAGAGGUUGCUAGGGUUGGACAAACAAUCCGACAGUCGCUCCAUUCUCCAGCAAGUGUCAAGUCACCAGGUCUGUAGCCGAUUCGAGAAGUGGGAUGAGCAGCCCAGUGCCAUGAGCAUGCUGUAGCCAGAACGAGCAUUUCAUUGCCCGCGCAAAAUGGCCGCCCGACAAUGGCAUAUAGCAAACCUAGAGUGCUAACCUAGAGAACCUGAUGGGUGGAUUUCAGGAUUUGGUUUGAGCAGGUUGCUAACCUUCUCCGAGUAUUAUCACUCAUCCCUUUGUACUAGACACAUGCAUUGCCUUAGCCAAUUGAAGUUUCACGUACGUCGUGGACAUGAGUGAUAAUAUCUCGCCCGUGAUCACCUGAAGAAGCAAGCUCUUUUGCUGAGAUUGUGACAUAUAUUACUCCCACUGUAAAGAAAUAUAAGAUCGUAUAGAGGGAGACCGUCCCUGUCCGUUAGGGGGCAUGCACCAUAGAGGCUGGCGUGGUGAGCACAGGCACAAUAGACGGCGUCUCCGCGCCGUUAGGGCCAGGCUGCUUCUGAAGUUGACAGAGCUGGAAGUUGCAGUUCUCGAAGUGAUGAUUGGCUGCAGCACUGGUGCGGUGCCCCUGCUUCUCUGGACGGGGACCUGAACGUUGCCGCUGGCGUGGCCAGAUCGCAGGAAGCCGCUGAGCAGUCAACCAAAAGCCCCGACCUUUUUUUUGAGAGGUAAUAGCCAAAUUUAUUCAUCAAAUAUCACGUCACAGAGUGUGGGAUAGUAUAACUUAGAUCAAGGGGUUGGUCAAACCAGACGCGGCGCUUCGAACCUAGCAAAAGCGAGAACUUGACUAGACUAUGUGCUUCAAAGUUGACAACACGACUCAAAAGUAAAAUUA